Molecule: messenger RNA, 2181 nt
Organism: Effrenium voratum
Lineage: Eukaryota; Dinophyceae; Suessiales; Symbiodiniaceae
Source: the annotation of a GenBank genome assembly
AUGGCUGAACGAGAAGCCAAACGGCAGAAGACGGAGAAGGAUGACGAUGGAGGUCACAAAGCCAGUCAGAAGGACUAUGAUUUCUCUGAUGUGAUUCUGCGCAUGAGCAGGCAAGGCAUGUCCACGGAGUCCAUCGCAACUGUGUGGGAGAUGGGACCUGCUGAAGUCGUGAAAGUAUUGGAGCGAUCCGGCGCAUUUACACCGAAGGACACUGAGGAUGGGGAGCAAUCUGGAGAUAACGGCCAAGGCUUGGGACUUGUGAAGCGUUUGCUCACGGAUCCGCCGGAGCUGUGUUGCCCCAUUUCCCAUGCGCUGAUGGAGGACCCUGUGGUGGCAAGCGAUGGCUUCACUUACGAGCGGUCGUGCAUCGAAAACUACCUGGAGCGGACAGGGACGAGUCCAAUGACCAGAGCAGUGAUUGAAAACCUAGUGCUCUACGACAACAAGAAGGUGAAAUCGGAAACGGUCUCUUUCAAGGAAAGCGUUGUGGCGGAGAUCCUUUGCGUCGCACCACAGCUUCCGAACCACUUGGCGAGCAAAGUGCUCCCACGAGCUGUGGAGUUUGUACGUGCCCAGCUACCAGAUUCGACUGCUCGCAGGAAGCUUUUAACGUUGCUGCUUCUCAAAGUACAGUUGCCCGGGGUAGACAGAUGUGCCAUGCUCCAAGAGAUCGCUUUGUUGCUCGUGGAAGUGCGAGAUGAUGGGCAAGCUUUGGAAUUUCUCUCAGCUACCGAGGAGUCUGAACUGCGCACGUUGCUUCCAAACCUUAAGGAAGAUAUCGUCAUGGUCCUACACAACGCUGUCAAGGAAACAAAUGCCAAGAGCAAAGUUCUGAUCGCCAAGGAACUUGCAUGUAGACUUGCCAGCCGCUUGGGCGAGGAUGUGCGGUUGAACAAGCUAUGGGACGUCUUGCUGUUGACUGACCGCUAUGAACACGGCGAUUGGACGAAGGCUUCAGCCGUUUUGCUGGCAGCUUUUGUCGACAGGCUAGAUGUAUCUCUCGAGGAUCUUGAUUUGCGCUUGUUGGAUCACGCUCGCGCAUACCUGGCUGACCAAGAUGUGGCAGCUGCCUUCGCCAAGGGGUUUUUCAACCAUGACCUUGGAAUUUUGACAGCUGGCCAUUGGCCACCCAAGGGAUCUGCGAGGAUUUUCGUUCACUUGGCCCGUCGCUUGGAAUGCGAUGGCAGCGAGGACGAGCAGAAGCUCCAAUUGCUGGUGACAGCUCGCAGCAUCGAUGCCAGUGACGUGCAGGUUCGCAAAGAUCUAGCAUGUCAGCUGCGUUGCAGCAUGUUGAGCUUGAAGCCCUCUGGCAAUGAUGGUGGUAUCGAUGUGGAAGGAUUGUUUCUCAAGCUUCUUCUGGAGAUUGGAGAAAAGAUCCCAGCCGAUGUCCUGCCCAACUUGACCUUGCAACCAGUUCACCUCAAGCAGCUGUCAGCACAAGAGCUCCUGCUUCUUUCGAAACAGCUCGGCAUGUCUGAAAGGUGUGCAGACGGAGCUCGCAUGGCUGUCGCAGCAGCCAGGCUAUUUGCUGCUGUCAAGGAGGAAGACGCGUGCCACGAUGCUUUCCUCUACGCCGUCCGACUGGACCCCAGCAGCUGCGAUGCUUCCCGUGGGCUGGCGCAAGCAGUGGUCACGCUGAAGGGCAAAUGCAAAGAGCUAGCAGGUUCCCUCCAGCAACUCACGGCCAAGUGCCACGCUUUGGAGAGCAAGUGCCAAGGACAAGUUUCUGAAGGAACGUCCCAACUUGUUUGGGACUUGCUUGGGUAUAACUUCAGUGGCUUCGCCAACCGUCAGAGGCAGACGAGCAACAAGUUCCAGAUCUAUCCCGGCAUCAACGCUUGGAUGUCCCUGUGCCCUCUAGGCUUCCCACAAUCGAGGCCUGGCAAGGCUGCGCUGUUUUUUCACGUGGAGAAGGCCGUCGUUGUGAAGGUGCGGUUCUCGUGCCGUAUGAUGUGCAUGACUCUGUAUCACGAUUUUUCGAGGACACUGGAUAGCCAGGGCAAACCUGAAGGCUGGGGAUUUGCGAACUUCGUGAACACCUCAGAGCUGAACAACGCCUCCAUCACCCUUGACAUUUUCAGUGUCCAACUACCUGCAGCCUCAUUGCGUUCGGCCGUCCCAGGCUCCAAUGACUCUCAGCAUGGUGAAAUUGUUUGUCGCGGACAUAUCCAGAGAAUUUAA